Lutra lutra (Eurasian river otter) is the source of this 4967-nucleotide messenger RNA. RefSeq names its product zinc finger protein 35 (gene ZNF35). Lineage: Eukaryota; Metazoa; Chordata; Mammalia; Carnivora; Mustelidae. The record is from RefSeq and is a predicted model, not a curated record. The transcript has 4 exons. Bases 732 to 2315 code for a protein of 527 amino acids.
GUUUGAGGCAAAAUUAUCAGAGUUUUCUAGAGACAAAUGCUUUCUGGCUUCAGGCUCCUGCGUAUGUGCCUCGCGUAAGCACUGCCGAGUCAGGGGAUGUACCCUCCGCUGAAGCUCAGGGUCACAAUACACCUGCACCCUCCUAAACACUUGCUCCCAUUCCUGGUCCGAGGCCGUAUUGGACACCCACAGAGAAGACAGCACCUCCGAGAUUCCUAGAGAGGCCGGCCUGGCGACUUGGGAAGCCGGAAGCCCGUCUCGAGGCACUUCCUGUCCGGUCAUUGUUCUCGCGCCGCCAGGCGCAGCUCGUCGGAUCCUGCCAGCCUUUUGCUACAAACCCUGUGAGCUCCGGCCGGCUCUCUUCCGUGAACACGGUCAGUGGGGUUGGCCAGGGUGAGCACGGACGUCGCAGGUGCGGGAGGGGCCAUCCCGGGGGCGGACUGCCGCGACCUCACUUCGGGGGCCCAGGGUUGUCUGUCCCUAGGGCGGCUCCGCGUCCCAACACUUUAGAAACACGGCUGCCGCCUGCUGGGGGUCUGGACACGGACCUUGGACACGGACAGCACCAGGGGCCAGGCUCACCACGGAAACAGGGCUGUUUGAGUAGACAGCCUUCAUCUUGGCCCUGGGAAGAAAUUCAGAAAGAAAUUUUUAAAACUUAAAGAUUAGAUGGGGCUUGACCUCUGCUGGGCAGCCCCCAGCUAUAAGAGUUCCUGUCCUGAGCAAAGAAGAUGAGUGCACAACCAAGAGAGGCCAUGGCCUUAGCUCCCUGGGGCUCAUUGACAGUGAAAAAGGAGGAGGAAGAGGAAGAAAACUUCAUGGGUCAGGCAUCCAGCCAACAAGUACACUCUGAGAACAUAAAAAUCUGGGCUUCUGGGGAAGGUCCUCAGAUAGGCCUUGAUAUAUCAGAACAGGAGAAAAAGGGUCCAAACAUGUACUGGGACAUGGCUGUCAUCCUGAAAGCAACACAGGAGGCACCUGCUACCUCAGCCAUUGGCAGCUACUCAUUACCAGGGACUCUGGCCAAGAGUGAGAUACUGGAGACUCAUGGGAUCAUGACCUCUCUAGGUGCUGAAACCAAGAACCCACAGUUAUUGGUUCCAAAAACUGAGAUAUGUGAUGAAGCAGAAAAACCAUUCAUAAAGUCAGGAAGAAUCCAGAAAGUUAAUCCUCAAGGAUCUGAGUUAGGAGAAGCCUGUGAAAAAGGGAACCUGUUAAAGAGGCAGAGAAUUAAGAGGGAAAAGAAAGAUUUCAGACAUGUGACAGUGAAGGACUGUCAUGUACCUGAAAGCUUCAAAGUAGAGGAAGAUCAGAAAUGUCAGAAAUCUGGGGAAAGAUACAGCCUUAGUUGUAGCUCUUUAAAAAAUCAGAAGAGCCAGCCUGGACAGAAACCUUUUACAUGUAGUGUGUGUGGGAAAGGCUUUAGUCAGAGUGCAAACCUCGUAGUGCAUCAGCGUAUCCACACAGGGGAGAAGCCCUUCGAAUGUCAUGAGUGUGGGAAAGCCUUCAUUCAGAGUGCAAACCUUGUUGUGCAUCAGCGAAUCCACACUGGACAGAAACCAUAUGUUUGUUCAAAAUGUGGGAAAGCCUUCACUCAGAGUUCAAAUCUGACCGUACAUCAAAAAAUCCACUCCUUAGAAAAAACCUUUAAGUGCAGUGAAUGUGAAAAAGCCUUCAGUUAUAGCUCACAACUUGCUCGGCACCAGAAAGUUCACAUUACAGAAAAAUGCUAUGAAUGUAAUGAGUGUGGGAAAACAUUUACUCGGAGCUCAAACCUCAUUGUCCACCAGAGGAUCCACACUGGGGAGAAGCCCUUUGCCUGUAAUGAUUGUGGCAAAGCCUUCACCCAGAGUGCAAAUCUUAUUGUACAUCAACGAAGCCAUACUGGUGAAAAGCCAUAUGAGUGUAAAGAGUGUGGAAAAGCCUUUAGUUGUUUUUCACACCUUAUUGUGCACCAGAGAAUUCACACUGCGGAGAAACCUUAUGAUUGCAGUGAGUGUGGAAAAGCCUUCAGUCAGCUGUCUUGCCUUAUUGUGCAUCAGAGGAUUCACAGUGGAGAUCUUCCUUAUGUGUGUAAUGAGUGUGGGAAGGCCUUCACGUGUAGCUCAUACCUGCUUAUUCAUCAGAGAAUUCAUAACGGAGAAAAACCUUACACAUGCAAUGAGUGUGGCAAGGCCUUCCGGCAGAGGUCAAGCCUCACUGUGCACCAGAGAACCCACACUGGGGAGAAGCCCUAUGAGUGUGCCAAGUGUGGUGCAGCUUUCAUUUCUAACUCACACCUCAUGCGACACCACAGAACCCAUCUUGUUGAGUAAUAAGUACUUGUUACUCCAGGCAUUGAUCAUAAUCCACUACACCCUGAUUGGACACGUUUUUGCUGUUUUGUUCCUCUGUAAAAAUGAGACCCACCAUGUUCUUAAAAGUAACAGUUUUCAAGAAUGUAUCACAGAAGCAUUUCAGAGGCUGACUUAAAAAACAUGGAAGCUAAGCACCUAAAGGCAAGGACUCUAACUGUACCAGCAUUGGUCAUGUUUGAUAUGGAACGUGGCUUUCUUAGAAAUGGGUCAUACAAACCUAAGUCAUAAAGAUCCUAUUUGAGGAAAGGUAUUUUAACUUAAUCUUGUUUUUUAAAACUCUUAGUUUCUUGAGCAAUGGGCAGGUUAUUGCUAUAAGGCUGCGUGGUGGGAUUCUGAACUUUGAAUCUUGUAUUUUAGUAUUUUGGGUUAGGAAGCAGUGGUUAGUUAAGGAGACUGCAUGGGGUAGCAAUUCACCAACAACUCACCUGUGAACAUUUAUAAGCUUUCCAUUCCUUAGGCAAUUUAAACAUUAAAAGAAAGAAAACCAAAACAUUAACUAUCUGUUGCUCCUAAAAUGGAUAGAAGUAGGAAAACAGCUAUUUCUCUUAAUUGUGUAUACCUCAUGAACCUUAUAGUAAAGUUCUAGGGACAUCUCAUGAGUCUUCCAUUCUGCCGUCUGUGUGGCCAAGCACUUGAGGAUUGAUGGAGACAAAACACCGGGGCCACAAAUACUGCCAGGCAGUAUUCAUUUGCUAACAUCAACAACUCUCCCAAGUGACCCUGACUUCAUUGCAUUCUAUCGUAGUGAGAUACCUCUAAUAUCUAAUAGUCCCCUUUCCAGAUAGAGUCAAAGAAUAAAGCUUGCAGAGAGGCAUGUCCAUAUUACCUAUGCUUGUUCUGCUCAGACCCAGCCCGGGGUCUCAGUUUGAGUGUCAUUCUCACUUUUUGGCUGGUCUUCAGAAGAAAUAAUGGAGUCCUUCUAAUUUUGAGAGGACCAAAGAGGGAAAUACAGGAAGAGGGAGGAGGCAGAGUGGGACUCCUAAGGUCUUUACUUUUUUGAGAAGUUGAAAGGUAUUGGAAUGUGAAAACUUAGAAAGAUGAAGAAACUGGCUAAGGUAAGAUAAACUUUUGUUACCGUUGAGCCUUUAUUCCUGGAAAAAAUGAUUUAUAAAACUAUGCAAUAGGUAGAGCUAUAUAAUAUUGCCUUGUAUUUAAUAUAGAACUUAAUUCUUUGUUUAUAUACCUUCAUGUAUAGAAUCAAAAUUCCCCAAUUCUUCUCUUAUUCUUUCACAUAGAUCCUUAGAACACUGAAGGAAGCGUUUGCCCCAUUUAGCUGAAAGUGUUCAAACAACAAAAAACAGCCUACGUUCAAAUCCAGGAUUUAAAUCGGGUUCUCUGUUCUGUGCUGUGUCUAACCACCUGUAAUUCCCACUCAGAUCUGCCGAGAGCCUGAGAAGGAGGUAUAUGGUCUCUUUCAGGUGAGGAAGCUGAGGUGACAGGUUUUCGGAUGUGCCUUAGGCAGUGUGACUAGUAAGCAGCAAAUCUGAAACUGGAAUUUGAGUUUUCCCAAGUUCUGGGUCUGCCUCUUCACCCUGCUGGGCAAGAGCAUAUAAAAAAGCCCUACCUGGUGAUAAGCUAUCUGGUGCAACUCUCACGUAGAAGUCCCACCAUUGGGACUCUUGCUGGCGCAUUUGUUUUAUAUUUUACAGAGCACUUUCAUGUACAGAAGGCAUAAACAAGAAAGCUUAUUUCCUCUUUCUCCCCUUCAACCAUGGUCUUUCAUUCAAGCAUGUGCAUCACCUUUUCCAAGUUUGCACUCUAAAAUCAUACACAAUUCUAAGAAAUUAAUAGGAUUCAAAAGUGAGAAUCAAAAAGGCUCAUGCACUCACUGACCUUGAAAGUAACUGUUCCUGUCCCCCACCUGGGAGUGGAGAGAUCCAAAGAUAAUACCAUGUAUCUGCUGAGGAACGAGCUUGGGUUUUUUCCCCCCUGCAGGAUUAGGAAGCCCGGAAGAGAGGGAGAGCAGGUCUGAAGAUUGGGAAUAAAUCUGUGACAUGGAGCUGUCAAAAGACCAAAAAUGCACUUUCCUGAAAGAUAACAACCAGGUUAGGAUCCUUAGGACAGUUAAAUUGUUUUAGCUUCACAUUGUAUGUUCAUCCUCCUAUUUGAAUGCUUGUCAUGGAUGAUUGUGAUUUCCUGAAAGAUUGUUGUUCAUAGGCAGUUCAAAAAGGCCAUGCAGGUGAUUGUGAUGUAAAGCUAGAUUUGGGCAUCACUGACCCAGCCUUGUAGUGUUAACAGUGGUAUUCACUUGGCUGCAUGUUAGAAUCACCUAGUGUACUUAAAAUUAUUUUUUCAUUCUCAGGAUCAAGUUUUUGUUUUGUUGUCCCCCCCGCCCCCCAAUUCUGGAGGGGAAUCCAGUGUGUAACCAAGAUAAGGGACACUUCAGUCAAAUAAAUUCUGCAGGCCACAAAUGCAUGUGAUCAAAGGUAGAGUGGGGAAGCUUUAGUAUAAAGAUGUAGAUGUGCAGAGUGCUUUGUGUGGUUUCAGCAAAACAGGAUGCUAACGAUCUUGGCUGCAUUGGAUGUCCUGUACCUUGGCUGUAAGGAUUGUGUGCCCUAACUUUAUUUGUAUUUUAGGUGAAUAUACCAAAUAUAUAUAUGAGCAAACCAA